AUGGCGGAGGCCAAAAUCAUUGACAGGGGAAGAUUGAAGUUUGUAGCAAAUUAUGAUCAUAUUGAUGGGUGCUUACCUCUGGAGCUAACACUCGAGAUCUUGGUUCGACUACCGACAAAAUCAUUGGUAAGAUUCAAAUUAGUAUCCAAAUCAUGGUAUUCGGUAAUCUCAAACCCUAACUUCAUCAAGUUCCAUACACUAAACUCAAACAAGCCGUUCUUAACCUUGCUCUAUGAUUCAAGUUAUAGGUUGCGUAAGUGUUUAUCUCUUGGUAAAAGGGACGACAACGUAAACUUAAAUUCGACUGUGUUAGAAGUAAACCCUUCCAGCUUCCUCCACACUCAAGAAAAUUUGGGCGGCCUAAUUGGAUCAUGUCAUGGCCUUAUAUGCACGUACUCUGAUGACAAAAAACUUAUCUACCUUUGUAACCCCGCCACCAAAGAAACCAAGGAAAUAUCAUUCCCAUACCCUAAAACUCAAUCCUAUUACUACAGCCGAAUUAUGUCAUGGUUUGGCUUCGUUCCUUCUAUCAAUGACUACAAGAUAUUGUUAGUAUUUGGAAUAAUAAGCUUAAGAAUUCAUGUAUACUCAAUGAGGGAUAAUAAAUGGAGAAAGGUAGAUAGUAAUGCUUUUGAGUCCCUUGUUACUCCUGGAGGAUGCAUAAGAUGGGGAUCGAAUGCAGCUCUAAUCAAUGAGAAAUUGCAUUUUUAUUGUUUCGACACUAAUCUUAAAAACAAGGUUAUGGCUAAAUUUGAUCUAGUCCAAGAAAUUUUCGAAAUUCAUCCGAGGGGGCGUGUGGUGGAGGCUUGGAAGUUAGAGAAAUAUGGUAAGUGGGAUUCUUGGAACAAAUUGUUUAGCGUGGAGUUAUCUGGUUUUCUAAUGGGAUUCACAUCUUUUGGGGGACUAAUUUUGAAAAGAAUAACGUAUGAUAUCGAUGAUCAUGAGCUUGUGUUUGUCGACGUGACUCAAAAUGCACCUAGUCAAAUACAACUCGGAAGAACAGAGGGUGUUUGUUACAUGCUGGAUUACGUGGAAACUCUUGUUUCUCCUUUUUCUUUACCUUAG
This is a messenger RNA of Spinacia oleracea (spinach), 1065 nucleotides long. Its product is annotated as F-box/kelch-repeat protein At3g23880-like. Gene Ontology annotation, molecular function: protein binding. The transcript has 2 exons. Lineage: Eukaryota; Viridiplantae; Streptophyta; Magnoliopsida; Caryophyllales; Amaranthaceae. The record is from RefSeq and is a predicted model, not a curated record. The coding region runs from base 1 to 1065 and encodes 354 amino acids.